Molecule: messenger RNA, 3355 nt
Organism: Pecten maximus
Lineage: Eukaryota; Metazoa; Mollusca; Bivalvia; Pectinida; Pectinidae
Product: sphingomyelin phosphodiesterase-like
Exons: 13
Coding region: 145-1845 (566 amino acids)
Biological process (GO): sphingomyelin catabolic process; ceramide biosynthetic process
Cellular component (GO): lysosome
Molecular function (GO): acid sphingomyelin phosphodiesterase activity
Source: RefSeq, a predicted model, not a curated record
ACCGUACACGAUAUCGUACGAUACACACAGUGUUCGUGAUGGAGAGUAAAAUCCUUCUGGUCGUGGCAGUUUGUGCGGUCAUUUUGACAUUGACUGGUGCCCCAUGGGUCUAUAACCAAUACAAGAAUAGCGACGAAACCAAACAUGAUACCGGCAUCCAUGCAGGCAAGGUGCACCCCUGUGUCGGAGAAUAGGUACCUUCCUUCCAAGGUGCCCAAGUACAAACGGAUGAUGUCGAAGUGUGGUACGGUCGACUUCGCCGCUAUCGGCUGUAGCGUCUGUAAAGUAGUUGUAUCGGGGCUUCAGAACCUCGUCAGGAAGAAGAGUACCCAGGAGGAUGUGGUCAUCUUCGCUACAGAGAUAUGCAAGGUGUUUCGGAUAGAGGACAGUCGAGUCUGUGACAGUAUCACAGUUCAGUUCAAGGACGAGUUGUUCGGUGUGGCAGAGAGGCUGUCUCUAACUCCCGCACAGGCAUGUGGAAUACUGAUUGGGACCAACUGCGGGACGCCUGACGACCCCAACGUUAUGUGGAACGUAACCAUGCCCAACACCCCGAAACCACCCGUUACCCCGCCAACGCCACCCAAGUCAGGAGCCUUAAAGCUGCGCAUGCUCCAUCUAACUGACAUCCAUCUCGAUCCGGCCUACGCGACAGGAGCAAACACUGACUGUGGAGAACCACUGUGCUGCCGGAAACCAGACGGAAUCGCACCGUCUACCAAGGACGGGGCCGGAAAGUGGGGAUCACAUGCCACGUGUGAUACGCCGUUUAUCACACUUGACAGUCUAUUCGCACACCUCAGCUCCAUACAGGACCAGUUUGACUAUGUAAUAUUUACGGGAGACCUACCGCCACACAACAUCUGGAACCAGUCUAGGACCGACCAGCUUACAUCACUGCAGACAUACACCAAGCUGUUUAAGAAGUACCUUCCAAAAAAGAUUGUCUUCAACGCCCUCGGCAACCAUGAAAGCGCACCAGUAAAUAGUUUCCCGCCAGACUUUAUUAAGGAUAACCAGUCCAUUUCCUGGCUGUAUGAGGCACUGGCCGAUAGCUGGGGAACAUGGCUACCUAAAACCGCACGUCAGGAUAUAUUAAGAGGAGCAUUCUAUUCCGUUUCUCCUAGCCCAGGCUUCAGGGUCAUAUCACUGAAUAUGAAUUUUUGUAACAACGGGAAUUGGUGGCUGCUUAUCAACACUACUGACCCGAAUGGACAGUUACAAUGGCUUAUUACUGAGCUACAAAAGGCAGAGGACAAUAACGAAAAGGUUCAUAUGAUUGGGCAUAUCUUUCCUGGAUCUAGUGACUGUUUAAAGGCUUGGAGCUGGAACUACUUUAAAAUUGUCAACAGGUACGAGAGUACAAUAGCUGGACAGUUUUUCGGACACAGCCAUUCCGACUUCUAUGAAGUUAUGUAUGACAACGUCAAUUUCACUCGACCAAUCAGCGUCGUGUAUAUACCCGGUAGUGUGACAACAUUCACCAACAUGAACCCCGGGUUCAGGAUUUAUGAACUGGAUGGUUUUUAUAAUGGCAGUUCAUGGGCGGCGUUGAACUUCCAAAACUACUUCCUGAACCUUACAGAUGUAAACGUCAGCAACAAACCAAAUUGGGAACUGGAAUAUGACGCCAAGGCUGACUUUAACCUCACCAAUCUCUACCCUCAAGAGUGGGACAACUUGAUUAAUCGUAUGAAGAGUGAUGACAACUUAUUUCAGAAAUUCUACAGAUACUAUAUGAAGUCUGCCCCUGCUGCCAAGUGUACCGGAGACUGUAAGAAAAAUCUCCUGUGUGAUCUUAGGACAGGCAGAUCACACGAUCCAAGUCUGUGUGCAAAUAUAUGAGUGUGGUAAUGGAAUCACCUUUUAGGAGAUUUUUUAUGUUGUUUUUGUUUUUGUUUUUUCCCAAAUAACUUUUAUCAUUAUGAUGCAAUUUACUUGCAGUCAGUUUUUUUCUUCAUGUUAUUUUCACUUGCUGAAUAAAUCACGCGUUGAAUCACUUUUUAUCAUGAACAUGUUGAUAGUAUAAAUGAUUUUUGACAUUCGUGGGGAAUCGAUGACAAUGUGGUUUGGUAUCAACUCUCACCAACUAACCACAUAUAACAGGAAUAUUAACAAACCCUUAUUAACAGUAGAUCGGUCAUCCUAGAAAUCCAAGGUGUUGCGCAUCCGAGUUCGUGUACGAGUAAUACUAACUUGAGAAUGUAACGUUUGGAUUACGAAGAAUUAAAUGUAGAUACAUCUGUACGUCUCGGUCCAUAUUGAUCAUUUUCUGCCUUAAAGAUAAUUAUGUUUAUGUCGUUCAGUAUAUAUAAAAAAAAGAAGUGUUUGGAUCGCCAAUAAUCCCAAUAAUUACUAUUUCAAUAAAAUGUAUGUAAAAUAACUUUUCAAUAUCCAAAGUAAUGAUUUUAAAUGGGGAUAUUCUUACUAUAAUAGUAAUUUUGGCAUUACCAAAAACAUAAUGUUUGAAAAAGGGACCAUUUUCCGAUUUCUUUAUAUGAAUAUCUAGUAUCUUAUAAUUUUUGGUAUUCCCAUGACAUACCUAAUACUUUCUUCUGUUGUCUUCCUAAAAAUCAGGCGAUAAAACAGUAUGACAUAAAAACUUAUUAAGUUGUGAUUGAUGCGACUUGUUUAAGAUAUCUUCCCAAUGUCAUCGUUUCUCCACAUCCGUUAUUAUUAUGGAUUGUAAAUAUAUUUCCAAUGUACGUGUAAAUUAUUACAUAAAUACAUAUUUUUCAUUUUGAAAGCUUUCCAUAAAAAUAAUAUUAAAAAAAUUUUUUUUCCCAUUACUAUUGUAAUUACAAUUAUUUAACUUGAUCUAUUUUACAACAAUUGUGAAUCAAGUUGAAUUACCGGGGAGUCUUACUGUGAGGGGAGACCCAGUGAAAACAAAAACAAGCUAUUAUAACUAACGUGGUUGUUAUCAUUGUGUGUGUAUAGCAAUACUAGAAACAAUGUGAAACCAAUUGCAAUAUAUACAUUUAUGGUUUUACUUCAAUAUUUUAAUAAUGAUAAGUGAAUACUUACAAUUUAUGUUAAAGGCUUAUACCUCCAUAGUAUAGUCUUUACAAUAUCAGUUAAAGAUCUAACUUUUAAGAAGUACGUAUUUGAUUUUUCUGUAUCAUUAUUGUUAACUGACGUCAUUGCCACAGCUCAAGUGAGCUAGGGAGAUUUUACACAAUAGCUGUGUACGUCCAUCAUGAAGUUUGUAGAAUAAAGUUCUAUAAAGUCUGCACAAUGAAGAACAUUUGCCUUCAUUUGGGAUAUGUUUAAAGUAAGUAAGUUUACAUUGUCAAUAUGAGCCAUCGUUUCAUCUUCAUGUUUCAUUGUUGUAAUAAAACAAGAACCAGAAUAG